AUGUUCAAUAAGAAUUCCAAGUUCGUAGUAGAUGAUGAUUUGGAGAUAGACCUAGUUUUAAAUGAGACUGAGUUCAGCACAGUACUAAGGAGACCUGAAUCUAAUGAUUUUUUUAAACAUGAUGUUGCUGAAUAUCACAACAAAUUGCAACACAAUAGCUCUAAUAAAAAUACAUUACAUCAAAAUGGAGAGAGUUCAUUCAACAAGAGAUCUGGUCAUACCGAACACACUGAUAUUAACAAACACGAAUGGAAUUUUUUAAAUUUCAAUGAUGUCUUAGAUAUGUCCAUAUUAGCAAAUCGGUUAUCAACAUUUAAAAAUUUCUCUGAUACCAAUAUUUCUCCACGACAACUUGCGAACGAUGGUUACUUUUAUGACGGGAGGAACUUAAUUACAUGCUCAUCCUGUGAUUUCACAAUCGUUUUAACGCAGCUCCGCGAUGCUGCUCUGUUACAUGAAAUUCAGUCGCCAAACUGUGAAUUUAUUAAAAAGUAUAAAGAUGAAAGAAGAAUUCGUCAUGAAGCCAGCGAUCCACAUAACAUAUACAAAGAAAGGUCUGCCUUCAGGCCAGUACCUCAAUCUGCAAAAGUGAUCAGUGAUGAAUUGUGUGAAUACGCUUCAAACCAUUAUGUUGGAACAGAAUGGUCUCGAAACACCUCAAAUUACUUUAGUAGGCCUACAGAACUUUCUGUUGUUUCCUCCCCUGAGCCUUCAACUGCUCAGUCUGCCAAAGUGAAGGAUGAUAUAAAAUCUGAAGACGACUCAAUUUAUUUUAGAGAUGCAAUGAUAAACAAAUCAGCUGCAAGAUUUUCUGGAUUUUCUAACGAAACAUCUCGAUUGGCUACGUUUUCUUCUUGGCCACAUGCAAAGCCUGAUAAAUGGUCAAUUGCAAUGGCAGGAUUUUUCUAUCAAGGUUUCGGAGAUCACGUGAAAUGCUUUUACUGUGGUCUUGCAUUAGAUUCAUGGGAACCAAAUGAUGACCCUUUUUAUGAACAUGCAAAAUUUGCUGAUAGAUGUACCUGGCUUGAAUAUAAGAAAGGAAAGAAUUUCAUAGCAGAAAGCAAAAAGAGGCACGGGCUAGUGCAGCAGGGCACCACAGAAUGUGGAAUAAAAGACUUAAUUCCAAACGAUAAGUUAAAAAAGGAGGAAGAUUCAAGACAAGUAAAUGUGGAUGACGUUUUGAUAACUUCUAGAGUUGUGAAAAAUGCUUUUGAACUUGGUUUUGAAGAGGACGUCAUUAAGGCAGUUGUGAAACGACAUCUCGAAGACAACAAGGGAAUUUUCGCAAUGUCCAAUGAUGAUAUGAUUGACCAGAUUUUGAACUACGAACCAAAUGAUGUAAAUGUUAAUGUUCCAUUAAGUAAAGAUGCAGAAAAUGAAAUUGCAAAUGAGUUCUCGAAACUUCAAUUUGAAGAAAAGACCCACAAUGCAUCACAAGAUGUUCCAUCAACUGCCAGUGAAGAGCCACAAUCAACUGAGGCUAUGUUAAAACAACUGGAAGAUUUGAAGGACCAACAGGCAUGUAAGGUUUGUUUAAAUCUUCCCGCGAACAUAGUUUUCAGGCCGUGCAACCACCUUGUCACCUGCGAAGAAUGUGGAAGAAAACUGAAUUCAUGUCCAAUUUGUCGUGAAAAAGUCAAGGACCGUAUUAAAAUUUUUCAGAGCUAAACUGAUUUUAUUUUUCAUUUUAAUAUUUUGACAGAAAAAUAACAAGAACAAAGUUAUUUUAAAUAUUGUUGGUUUUUAAAACUAUUAGUAACAUAAUAAUAAUAAUAUUAUUAAUAAUAAUAAUAAUAUAGUUUUAUAUAGCGCACAUAUCCAUCUAAUGUAAUGUGUCUGUGCUACCCGGUAACCCGGUACCAGCAACUAUCAUCGUCGUCCACCACAGGGGCUGUCUGUCCAGUACACCAAGGUAUUCCCCUACUCGUCUUCAAGAAUGUACUGGGUUCUUUAUAGUGCACACGAGCCAUUGUAUAUACUGGGCCCACGGUUUAUAGUCCUUAUCCGAGAAGACUUGUUUUACCACCAGAACCAUAGGCGA
Molecule: messenger RNA, 2041 nt
Organism: Anneissia japonica
Lineage: Eukaryota; Metazoa; Echinodermata; Crinoidea; Comatulida; Comatulidae
Product: baculoviral IAP repeat-containing protein 3-like
Exons: 1
Coding region: 1-1668 (555 amino acids)
Cellular component (GO): nucleus; cytoplasm
Source: RefSeq, a predicted model, not a curated record